This is a messenger RNA of Eublepharis macularius, 1811 nucleotides long. RefSeq names its product lipase maturation factor 1 (gene LMF1). The record is from RefSeq and is a predicted model, not a curated record. Gene Ontology annotation, biological process: protein maturation. The transcript has 11 exons. Bases 8 to 1684 code for a protein of 558 amino acids. NCBI's taxonomy places the organism in Eukaryota, Metazoa, Chordata, Lepidosauria, Squamata, Eublepharidae. Gene Ontology annotation, cellular component: endoplasmic reticulum membrane.
GGCUGCCAUGGCUGCAAGCGGCGACGGCGGGCUGCGGCGGCGGCGGCGCGGGGAAGAGUCCGAGGCGCCCGGGCAGCCCGAGGCGGCGCCUGCCCCGCCGCCGGCCCUGCGCCCGGGCACCUUCUGGCUGACGCGCCUGGCGCUCCUGCGCGCCACCGCCGCUCUCUACCUUGUAGCUUUUUUGGUGGCUUAUCACCAAAACAAGCCACUGAUUGGUGAUAAAGGCCUUCUUCCUGGCAAGCUGUAUUUGGAGAACAUCAAGCACUAUUUCAAAGGGAAGAUAAACUUGGAGGCUUUAAGCUACGCCCCAACUCUCAUCUGGUUCCUGGACUGGUCCAACAUGGAUGGCAUCCUGGAUGGCUUUGCCUUGACAGGCUUGGCAAUUGCAGCAUUCAUCUUGGUCACCGGCUGUGCCAACAUGAUUCUCAUGACUGCCCUGUGGGUCCUCUACCUGUCACUGAUUAACAUUGGACAGAUCUGGUAUUCCUUUGGUUGGGAAUCUCAGCUUCUUGAAACGGGUUUCUUAGGGAUCUUCCUCUGCCCUUUCUGGACACUCUCCCAGUUGCCCAAACACACACCACCCUCCCAUAUCGUCAUCUGGUGUUAUCGAUGGCUUAUCUUCAGAAUCAUGCUGGGAGCAGGAUUGAUUAAAAUUCGUGGGGAUCGCUGCUGGAGAGAAUUGACUUGCAUGAACUACCAUUAUGAGACUCAGCCUGUGCCCAACCCCCUUGCCUUCUAUAUGCACCGGUCACCUUGGUGGUUCCAUCAGUUCGAGACCCUCUUCAACCACUUCAUUGAGCUGGUGGUGCCAUUUUUUAUCUUUCUGGGACGGCGCAUGUGCAUCCUUCAAGGGGUUCUGCAGAUAUUCUUUCAGGCGCUUCUCAUCAUUAGCGGGAACCUGAGCUUCCUGAACUGGUUGACCAUGGUGCCCAGCCUUGCCUGCUUCGACGAUGUCUCCUUGGGGUCUCUUUUCAGCUCCAGAGGAAAAGGCAUCAAGGCCCGAGUGUUGGAGACGCAAGAUAAAGCAGCAAAAGAAAAAGGAGCGCCUUUGCGGUAUGGCUGCUACAUCCGCAGAGUUGUGAACAUAUCCUUUGGGGUCCUGAUCGCUUUUCUGAGCGUCCCAGUGGUGGUGAAUCUGCUGAGCUCCCGCCAAGUCAUGAAUACUUCCUUCAACCCUUUGAGGAUAGUCAAUACCUACGGAGCAUUCGGAAGCAUCACUAAAGAGAGAACUGAGGUCAUCCUUCAAGGGACUUCCAGCCCGGAUCCCAAUGGCCCGGCUGCGGUUUGGGAGGAGUACGAAUUCAAGUGCAAGCCGGGGGACCUGCGCCGGAGGCCCUGCUUCAUCAGUCCGUAUCACUAUCGCCUGGACUGGCUCAUGUGGUUUGCUGCAUUCCAGACCUAUGAGCAGAAUGAAUGGAUCAUCCACUUGGCAGGAAAGCUCUUGGCCAAUGAGAAGGAAGUUUUGUCCCUGAUGGCGUUCAAUCCAUUUGAAGGCGAGGCACCGCCAAGAUGGGUUCGAGGAGAGCACUUCCAGUACAAGUUCUGCCAGCCAGGAGGGAAGCAUGCUAGAGACAGCAAGUGGUGGAUCCGGAAGAGGAUCGGGCCCUACUUCCCACCUGUCAAUCUGGAGGGGCUGAGGAAGUAUUUUGAGUCUCGCCGUUGGCCUCUGCCAUCACAGAACUGACAACUGGACCACGAAUUAGCCUUAUUGGCACCCGAGACCUGUGGUGCACCCAUGCCUCGUGAAACUAUCUUUUUUAUUGUCACUCUUUCCUUUGCAGUAAAGUAUACGAAGCGGGGGUUUACAUUAA